Molecule: messenger RNA, 273 nt
Organism: Gongylonema pulchrum
Lineage: Eukaryota; Metazoa; Nematoda; Chromadorea; Rhabditida; Gongylonematidae
Source: the annotation of a GenBank genome assembly
AUGGUACUCAAAGCAUUCGACAAGCACAGUAAAUCAGCUAAAAAGGCAGCCGAAGAAGUGAAAAGGAAACGAGCGGAAGAGCAACGGCGACUGGAAGAGCGACGAGCCGCUCAAAAAGCUAAAGAAGAAGCUGAAUUCAAUGAGCCGAAAAUACGCGAACUUACGGAUGAAGAAGCUGCGGAACUGGAAAAGAAGCAGAAUGUUGUAGAAAAGGAGUCAGUUGCAGCCGCCGCACAUAAUGAAGGUUCACUCUUAGUUGAAAUGAUGGAAUAG